This is a messenger RNA of Nycticebus coucang (slow loris), 3783 nucleotides long. RefSeq names its product regulatory factor X5 (gene RFX5). The transcript has 11 exons. Lineage: Eukaryota; Metazoa; Chordata; Mammalia; Primates; Lorisidae. The record is from RefSeq and is a predicted model, not a curated record. The coding region runs from base 416 to 2254 and encodes 612 amino acids. Gene Ontology annotation, molecular function: RNA polymerase II cis-regulatory region sequence-specific DNA binding; DNA-binding transcription factor activity, RNA polymerase II-specific. Gene Ontology annotation, biological process: regulation of transcription by RNA polymerase II.
UUUAACUGAAACCUAACCCGGACUUCCCCCUCUUGACUCAAAUAAGAACAAUUUUGGAUUUUCCCUCCCCUAUUGACCAAUCAGAUUCUGUUACCGGGCAGACUUUAGCUGCUGCCAGAGCAAGCCUGGCGCUUUCUGUCUCCGGGUGGCAGCAACGACCAAUCACAGAGCAGGCCGCCGGUGUAUCUAGGCAGAUCACGGCUGUUGCAACCAUUCAGAAAAAGGAAAAUAAAGCAACGCACGAGCCGACUGGGCCAGGACCGUGGGGCUGGGUUGGAGUGAAGGUGGCUGAGAGUUUGCAGAUUUAGGAGACUAAAUCUCCUAAAGGUGAGGCAGAUAGAAUGGAGAUGGCAAAGAUCUCUUUGGGCGAAGUAAUGGAAUAAUUUCUAAUUUUUGGAGAAGCCCUCAUGCUGAGAUGGCAGAAGAUGAGCCUGAUGCUAAGAGCCCCAGGACUGGGGGAAGGGCAUCCUCAGGUGGUGCAGAGGCUGGGGAACCUACCACCCUACUUCAAAAGCUCCGAGGUACCAUUUCCAAGGCCGUGCAGAACAAAGUAGAGGGAAUCCUGCAAGAUGUACAGAAGUUCUCAGACAACGACAAGCUGUAUCUCUAUCUUCAGCUCCCCUCAGGGCCCAGCACUGGAGACAAGAGCUCGGAGCCAAGUACGCUCAGCAAUGAGGAGUACAUGUAUGCCUACAGGUGGAUCCGAAACCACCUGGAAGAACACACAGACACCUGUCUGCCAAAGCAAAGUGUUUAUGAUGCCUAUCGAAAGUAUUGCGAGAGUCUUGCCUGUUGCCGCCCACUUAGCACUGCCAACUUUGGCAAAAUCAUCAGAGAGAUCUUCCCUGACAUCAAAGCGAGAAGGCUAGGAGGCCGGGGUCAGUCCAAAUACUGCUACAGUGGCAUACGAAGGAAGACCUUGGUGUCUAUGCCACCCCUGCCUGGGCUUGACCUUAAGGGUUCUGAGAGUCCAGAAAUGGGCCCAGAAGUAACCCCAGCACCUCGAGAUGAACUGGUGGAGGCAGCCUGUGCCCUGACCUGCGACUGGGCAGAGAGAAUCCUGAAACGCUCCUUCAGUUCCAUUGUUGAGGUCGCCCGCUUCCUGCUACAGCAGCACCUCAUCUCUGCCCGGUCUGCACAUGCCCAUCUACUUAAGGCCAUGGGCCUUAUUGAAGAGGAUGAACAUGCCCCUUGGGAACGGUCGUCUAAAUCUAAGAAUGGCGUGGACAGCCUAGAGGGUGGAGCCCUUAAGAAACCAGAGAGACCGGCCCAGCCUCCUAAGGAGCUGGAAUCCCGGGCUGGGGUUGGGCCUUCAGGGCGUGGAGAGCGGAAGAAGAAUAUAGUUGAGAGUUCUGCCCCAGCAGCCAGUAACCCGCAGGUUAAUGCUCUAGUGGCCCGACUGCCUCUGCUCCUUCCCCGGGCCCCUCGCUCACUUGCUCCACCAAUCCCAGUCUCUCCACCCAUCCUGGCUCCCAAGCUUUCUUCAGGUGCCCUAAAAGUAGCUACCCUGCCUCUGUCCAGUAGGGCUGGGGGACCUCAGGCAGCUGUCCCCAUCAUUAACAUGAUCUUACCAUCCGUUCCUGCUCUGCCUGGGCAUGGGCCUGGGCGAGCUCCACCUGGGGGGCUCACUCAGCCACAGGGCACAGAGAACAGGGAGGUAGGCAUAGGUGGUGACCCAGGACCCUAUCACAAGGGUGUCAAGAGGACAGCUGAAGUACCUGUGGGUGAGGCCAGUGGGCAGGACCCACCAGCUAAAGCAACAAAGCAGGAUAUAGAGGAUACAGCAAGUGAUGCCAAAAGAAAACGGGGGCGCCCUCGAAAAAAGUCAGGUGGAAGUGGGGAAAUGAAUUCUACCCCUGAGAAGUCAGCAGCUGCCAUGGAGUCUGCCCUGUCCUCAAGGUUACGAGGGGAGGUGUGGGGCUGUAGAAGGGAAAGCAAUUCAGUGGGAGGGCCAAAGAGGCCAGGACCAGUGGGAGAGGCUGAGAAGGGGCCAGUGCUUGCCCAAGAUCAGGAAGAUGGUGCUGUUUCCAAAGGAGGAAGGGACCCCCGUUCCCGGCAUGCCAAAGAUGCAGAAGAUAAAAUUCCUCUUCUCCCCUCAAAAGUGAGUGUUAUCAAGGGCAGUAAAAGUCAAAAGGAGCCUCUGCAGUUGGUAAAGGGAGAGGUAGGCCCCACAGUGCAGGGUGAUAAAGACUUAAAGGGGCAUGUGCUUCAAAGUUCCCAUGAGCGUAAAGACCCCAAAGCAACACCCCCCUGACAGGUCUGUGGGGAAGAUUGUUUAUAUCCAUAUGUUAACUCUACCUGUCUGCCUUGCAGAGGCCCUUCUCUGCACUUGCUUCUUAUUUGACUAUUCUUUUUCUAAGGGAGUCCAUUCUCCACUGCAUACACAGCUGAGUCACCCAGUCUCACAAGUGCCUAGCUGCUGCCUCUGAUCUUUUCAGCUUGAUACCCUUGGCUUUAGUGUAAACCAAUAAAUCUGUAGUGCCCUUCUUACCUGGAUCCUUGUGCUAUCCUGUGAGACGAUAGGGAUGGGGUAAGUAUGAUGAAUGUAUAGAUGAGGGGUCUUUUGGAUUUAAAUCAUAGAAAACCUAACUCAAAUUGGCUUGAGUUAAAGAGGCUUUAUUGGCUCAUGUACAUGCAACUGGAAAGUCCAGAGGUAGGGCUGGCUCCAGGUGAAGCUUGAUACAGUGGCUCAGUCCAUCUCUAAAUACCUGAUUGAUUGUUCUUUCUCAUGCUCCUCCUUCCUUAUGACCAUCAUAAGCCUGGACCACCUCAUGGCUGCAACCAUUCCUAGGGUUACAUGUGUCCCCAAUUCUGUCCAACCAGAUUCUGCACCAGGAAACCCAGCAUAAGUCCCAGAUUCACUCUGGCUAGGGAGCCUAGGUCACAUGUUCACCCCUGACCAAUCACUAUGGCCAGGACGAUGGUCCAUGCUAAUUUGCUUAUUCUACAAUCAUAAAGACUACACCUGUGUGGACUGGGGAUAGGAUUGGCCUCCUUGGGAUCACAAAUUCCCCAGAUGGAAACUGGGGGGUGGGGGUGGGGAGGGUGCUAACAUGCUGUGGAGGGCAUGUACUUCUAGCUUCCUAGGCUGUGAUUAGCUGUCCCUGCUUCCUUUUCCCCUCAGUUAUGCAAUUUCUGCUGCAGCUGUCACCUCUUGACCUCAGAAGGAAGGAGGGAGGUCACUCUCCUGUGGGGACUCUCUUCAGUCUAAUUUAGAUGACAGUCUUUUUUUUUGUUCUUCUACCUAUAUUUCAGAGAUGGAGCUCCUUUCUUUUCCUGUGUCUUAAUUUUCAUUUUUUCCUCAUUCUUGCUUCCUUAUCCCUCGCUCUUCCUUAUCCCUCCCCCACUUUCACCAACUAAGGAGAAAGAUUCUCUUACUAGUCAUUUCAUUAAAUUCAUUCUGUAUCCACCAGGUGUCCGUCUGUUGUCACAUGUGGCAGGACUUCGCCAGCACUGUGGGGCUUAGGCUAGAAGUAGGGAGGGAGGUACUCAGGAGGUGUCAGGGAGCACCAAAGGGAAGGGAACCCAGGCCGUUGGUUUGUGUCCUUCGGAAAAGCCGUGAACAAAGCAGUAUUUAUCGAGGACUUAAACUUUGUCCUCUAUAUAGGGUAGCUUCUGUCAGGGAUUCUUGGUUCUUCCCAAGAAACACAGAUCUUUCAGGGAAACUUCAUUCAUUUGUUCCUUUAUUUACACCACAGCAGAUUUAAAGAAAUUAUAAUAUGUAAUAUUUGUUAUCUAUAAAGAAUAUAUGUAAUGAAUAAAUUAUGAAUAUAAUAAAAUGAG